CUCUACGUCAGGCAGCGGCUCCCUCUGGAAAUUUAAACACGGGGUCUUCCACGACACAGACAGACACUGGCAUUUCUCUGCUACAAGGUCACCGAGCCCGACAGACUGCACAGGACAUAAACACCUUCAUUCUCCCAAAGUGAUAAGUCAGCAUUGAGGUGGGCCAGCGAUGCCGCCCCCAGCCACAGGUCCCCCUGCUGUGCCCCCACCAGAUGGCGGAUGGGGAUGGGCUGUGGUGUUUGGAUCUUUCAUCUCCAUAGGCUUCUCAUACGCCUUCCCCAAGGCCAUCACAGUCUUCUUCAAAGACAUCCAGGUCAUAUUUGACGCCUCCUACAGUCAGAUCGCAUGGAUCUCCUCCAUCAUGCUUGCGGUCAUGUAUGCUGCAGGCCCAGUCAGCAGCAUACUUGUCAACAGUUACGGCUGCAGGCCCAUUGUCAUGAUGGGGGGCUGCCUCUGUGCCACUGGCAUGAUCUUAGCUUCUUUCUGCACCAGCGUGGUCCAGCUUUACAUCUGCAUUGGAGUUAUUGGUGGACUUGGACUAGCCUUCAACUUGCAGCCAGCGCUGACUAUGAUAGGCAAGUACUUCUAUAAGAAGCGUCCCAUUGCUAACGGGCUGGCAAUGGCAGGCAGUCCAGUGUUCCUCAGCACCCUGGCUCCUCUCAAUCAGUACCUCUUCAACCAGUUUGGCUGGAGAGGCAGCUUCCUCAUUCUUGGUGGCCUGCUGCUGAACUGCUGUGUGGCUGGUUCCCUCAUGAGGCCUCUAGGACCCCCAGCUGGCAAGGCCAAGAAGGACAAAGAGUUGGCUGCCAUCGCCACCACAACAAAAGAGAAGCACACUGCUUGGCAAACAGUCAACAAGUACCUAGACUUGACGCUCUUCAAACAUCGUGGCUUCCUCAUCUACCUGUCGGGCAAUGUCAUCAUGUUCCUCGGAUUCUUCGCACCUAUAGUCUUCCUUGCGGCGUACGCCAAGGACAUGGGUGUGGAUGAGUACUCAGCUGCCUUCCUGCUCUCAGUCCUGGCUUUUGUAGACAUGUUUGCCAGGCCAUCCAUGGGGCUACUGGCCAACUCACGCUGGAUUCGGCCCAAGAUCCAGUAUUUCUUCAGCUUUGCUGUUCUAUACAAUGGGGUUUGCCACAUCCUCUGCCCGUUGGUGGAAAGCUACACUGGUUUGGUGGUGUAUGCGGUCUUCUUUGGCUUUGCUUUUGGCAUGGUCAGCUCAGUGCUGUUUGAAACACUGAUGGACCUAGUUGGGGCUCAGAGGUUCUCCAGUGCUGUGGGACUCACCACCAUUGUUGAAUGCUGUCCAGUCCUCAUUGGUCCACCACUAGCAGGGAAACUGGUCGAUGUCACAAAAAACUACAAGUACAUGUAUUUUUGCUGUGGAGCUGUUGUGAUUAUAGCUAGUAUUUGGCUCUUCAUUGGAAACUUCAUUAACUACAGACUUUUGGAGCUUGAACAUAAACGUGCAGAAAUGUACAAACGGGCUGAGAUGGAAGAUCCAGACCAAAUUCAGGAUCAGAAGGAGGCUGCUGGGGAAACCCAGGCCUCUCAGGAGCUGGUCAACAAAGGUCAGAAAGAUGAGGAACCUAUGCAACGGGAAACCAAUAUCUAGAUCCUUCUUCUCUGCCGACAGCUCACCUUCACCUCCAGCGUCACCUCGAAUUACUUUCAACUACGAACAAACUGAACUCCAAGCCAAGAGGUGCCUCUUGGUGUUGCACCAGGCUCUAUAUGGGGUCCUCUGCACUUCUCUAAAACUAACUGCCACUGCCAAACAGUGCUGUCCAGAGCUGUAAAGAGUAAUAUCUGUUUGUCAAAGAGCAUCAGCUGUGACUGUUCCAGAAAUAUUAACCUGAGAGGAAAGUGUAAGAUACUGUAUGCAUAUGAAGAGGCUAAAAGUCAGAAAAUGUUUGUGGAAAACAGUUUAGUACUAACUGUAUUUUCCUCCUUGCCCCCUUCACCUCAUAUUGGAUUUACUGUAAAUAGAACACUGCAACUGCAAGAAAAGUAUUAUCUGCUACAGUUUUUUAAUGGUUGAUUUUUAUUGAUCUCUGUCUGUCCCAACAAGUUAAAAUAUACAUACAAAAUACAAGAUGUAGCAACAAGCGUCAUUCUGUUUUUCCUCCUGUGUCUUCCGAUAUGACUUAUGCAGCAUUAGGGUGUUGCCAAUGUUCCAACAGCACCAGCAAACUGAAAUAACACGUUCAAAAUAAGAUCUCUUCUCAAAAAAUUGAAGUCUUAGUAAAUGAAGAAAGGUUAAAUUAAAAAGUGGAUGCAAUUCGACAUUUCUUGGUGGUUGGGUUUUUUGAAGACAUUGGGUUUUUUGAAGACAAAAGCCAGUGUCCAUUCUUGGGGAAGGUUUGAACAACACUGAUCCCUAACUGUGUGUUCACACCACCAGCAAAAUGGUUUAUUUGUUGCAUUUUUGACAGAUUGUGGGCAGUUAGAGGCUCUGAAGGUACCAACUAUACAGUCAGAUGAAAGGUGCUAAUUCGGUAAUAUAGAAAAUGAACAGAUAGAACAAUUUCAGAGAUAAAGUGUGGCCAUAAUGAUUGAAACACCUAUUCUCCAAGGAACAACCACUAAGAUGCCUCCUUCAUAGUCUUUCACAAACACUCUUCAAAGUUCACCACAACUUUGAAGCUUUCAGUGGUUGGAAUCAACUGCUUUUUUCGGCUAAUGUUCCUGAAAUCAUAUCAAUAGGGAACAAAAGAGGAGCUGCGAUCUGGCUUGAUGCUGGCAGCUGUUGAGACUAGAAAUUUUGGCUGAGUUUCCUUGGUUGUACAGCUCUGUAGGAAGCAAAAAUUCCUUAUGACUUGUUGAUUGUGUUGCUUGCGCUGUGAAUACAGCGUUAGCAAUUUCAGUGCACUGGAAAUGGUUGAUCCAUGUGGUUAUACAUGUUGAGAAAGAAUGCAAAAUCCUAAUUGCACUGUGUUUCAUGCAGCAGUUGGGCGCCCUAAAAUUCCCACUUCCAUAAAUAAAGAACAGAUGUGUUCACAGCUGGUGACGCUGAUGCCCGCGUUAAUGCUGCCUACCUGAGCACUGUAAUGUUGUUUAGUAAAACCUGAAUGAAUGUCCCACUUUAUUGCUUUAGAAAAUAUUCCCUGUAAGUUGUCUCAUGCUCCAUAUUGCACUCAUAUACAGUAUGCUGCACUAAAAGAGACAUACUUACAUACUUACAUACAACCCAAACAAUUUUAUAAAACUGCUGCAGUUCAAUAAAUGUAUUUAUGGUCGAAUGUAAUCUAACCCUAUCCACUGUGGGCCUUAAUAAGGUAUUAAUGACCAAAACCAUUUGCAUAAUAAUGGUUUUUCUGCACAUACACCCAAUGAGCAAUAUACUCUCAUGAAUGCAGAUAUACAGGGAAUUGUAUUUCUUGUGGUCAGUUGAACAGUCCAUUUUACGAUACACUACAUUAAAUGUGAUGUGAUGUAAUGAAAUGAAUGUAGGGCAGUUGUACAGUGAAUACUUGAUAGUAUUAUGUGAAGCUAAUAGACUUUGGUGAUAAAUGUUACCCACUGUUUUGCUGUUAACUUUACAAGAAAUCACUAUAAACUGCUCCAUUUGUCUAACAUGUCUUUAAUGAAAUGACAAAGCAAUGAGAUGAUGUUGUUCUGUAUGGUCUCUAAAUUAACUAAUUCAAUAAACAACAUCCACACCAGUAUGUUAUAAAAAUCUGAAGGAAUACUACAGAUACUGCUAAUUAAUGAAUGCUAAUCAAGUCUACCUGUAUUCACAAUGAUGUGAAUACAGGUGAAUACCCAUAUGUGUGCACUCACACAUAUGGGGUGAACAUAUCGUGUAACAAUUUAACUGUCUGUUUCUAUAAAUGUAAGUGUUGUUCAAUAUUCUAUCUAUUCCACAUGUUAAUUUUUGUAAAUGUCACCCUACUGUGCUGUUGAUCAGUUUUUGUCUCAAAACCUGAUGCCAAAAAUGCUGACCAAAUGGUGUCCUGUCUUAGAUUUCCUAACAAAGCCAAACACAUUUUAAUAACAAAUGUAGUUUUUCAAAGCAAUCAUGAGCAAAAAAACAAUGUUACUGUCUCUUUCAGUAGUUGAAUUUUUAUUGAUACUUGUGACAAUAGAUGUCGAGCUGUUUAGCUGUAGGUCUCAACAAUGUACCCUCUUUACCCAAGACUAAUUACAACCAAGAGGAACACAGAGGAAAUCCUCUAUGGUUUAUGAUGAAAGGGGAUGAAUGAGCUGCUACUGUGUUUGUCUGGAUGAAUUCUGAGGGUAUCAGUGGAGCACUGUUAAGAUCAACUGAUCUGCUAUUUACUGCAAAUAGGAUCAUUUCGAAAGAAUAGCACACCAUUUUUGAUCUGAGCUUGCUUUUGGACCUGAAUGUGGUCUCACUUAAAUUUCCAUAUGGAGAUGAGCCAUUCUGUUUUGAAGCAGCCCCAACAACAUAUAGACAAACCAAGGUUGUCAUUACUUUAUUAGGCCUUAUGUAUUGAGGUGACCUCUCAUUAGACACUGACUUAAACUGUUCAUGUAGCUACUUAAACUCAGUCUCUCAAAAUGCACUUGUUCACUAGCGUUCCAUGCUGAAUUUUCAUAUAUUACCAUGUCUGUAGCUUCCUUAUAGCUUUGGCUUAUGAAUAACAUUGAUACCUUAUGAAUGUUGACUUUUUCUGCUUGCAGUUAAUUAGAGCUCAUUGUACAUAAUGAUUCUCAAUUAGGGGAAACAGACUGCUGCACAAUCACUUUUGACCAAAUAACGCCCCCUGCUGGUUUCAAACCACCUAGACCAAAAGGUAAAACCAAGCUUCUCUUUCGGUAUGGGGCACAGACUAGUUUUCAUAUAUUAUUUCUUGUCAAGCACAUACGAUGUUUCGGUUUCAUGGGUAAUGUAACUGUACCUGCACUUUUUAUUUUUUUGUUGGGGGUAUUUUCAGUAAUAAUUGUGCUUUCUUGGUAUUUAUAUGGUAAGUACAAAAGUAGAAUGAAACACAACCCAUUAAUGGUGAGACUGAAUUAAGAGGAAUACCACUAAAUUUCCACAUCCAAUUUUUUUCAAGCCAUUCCCAUAAUCAGUAAUAAGAACUGAGUAAAAAGAGUGGGUUAUUGCUUUUGUAGAUGCAGCGGAAAUACCAUUAGUGGUCCAGGAAGCAUACAGCAAAAGCUGCAACAUCUGCAAUAGUUCAACAGUGGUUUUCAACCUGGUGGUAAGGACCCCAAAAGGGGUUGCAGGAUAAAUCUAGGGGUCAAGAGAUAAUUAACACAAUGGCAAAGAAUCAAGAACAUGAUUUGCGUCACAAAAUUGUGUUUAUUUUUUAAUUUUUUUUUCUGUAAUUGCUGUUUUGUUGUGAAAUACUAGAUAGUUUAUCUCCUUAGGCCUCUAUGAAAAUACCCAAAUUUCAGAAUCUGUAUACCAUAUUAAAUCUUUGAUAAGUGCUCAUAAAUAUUUUUUAUUUUAUUUUAAAGGGGCAUAAAUCAAAAGGUUGGGAAGUGCUGCUUUAGAGUUCCUUAACAUUGGUCCCCCUAUUUCUUCGAAUAGGGAAGCUAGUUAGUCAGUUCUUGUUUCCAUUGGGAGCACAACAUUACAUACAGUAAAUAACACAUGCUUGAAAUUUUGUGAAUUCUCCUUAAUGUACAUUGUACUGCAAAACCAUGAGGUUUUUUGCCCAAAUGAAAGCGAUACAUUUGAAUGUAUUUUGGUUCAAAAUGUUUAUUCUAACAACAAAAGGAAAGACGUCAUAAUAAUUUAAUCAAAACAGAGAUAAUUAAGAGUGGAUUUGACAUGCACCAAUAGCCUUAUCAAAAAAUAAAUGUGAUGCUAAGCCUAAUUUCUGUUUUCUUUUUACCUGUAUCUAAAAAGAGUUUUUAUUUCAAGGUGUUCUUGAGACCAAAUUUAGCAGAGAUUAAAUCAAAAUGAGUUUAUUUAUUUUUUAUUAUAUUUCUGUAAACACACUUAACAGUUACUUAAAAAGGAAAUGUUCACUGGCUGAAAAUUGUUUAUUAAUUAAUU
Messenger RNA from Xiphias gladius (swordfish), 5974 nucleotides. RefSeq lists its product as uncharacterized. Gene Ontology annotation, biological process: transmembrane transport; monocarboxylic acid transport. The record is from RefSeq and is a predicted model, not a curated record. Gene Ontology annotation, molecular function: monocarboxylic acid transmembrane transporter activity. Lineage: Eukaryota; Metazoa; Chordata; Actinopteri; Istiophoriformes; Xiphiidae. The transcript is spliced from 5 exons. Bases 170 to 1615 code for a protein of 481 amino acids. Gene Ontology annotation, cellular component: membrane.